GAGUACCAAUUUGAAUUGUUCAUCUAGUGCUUCUCCUCACGCUCUACAAAUAUAUUACCUAGUAAUUUAUAAUUGCUUCUCGACGUACGUUGAUAGUUUUAUAUGAUUAUUAGCGAUUGUGAAUAAUAGUUGAUUUAGAUAUAUAGUUAAUAAUAUGAAGGAGUAAAUUAUCAUUGAAGUCUUGAUGAUACACUGUUACACUAAAGGUAAGUGUAAUAUACAAACUGCAAUUUAUUUUACAUACAUUAUAAUAGGUAGUUAGGAUUUUUGAAUUAUUAAGAUUAUUUUGUGUAAUUAUUUCAUAUAUCUCUAUAUUAUGUUGAAUGAACCGUAAAAUUCAUUACGAGUUCAAAUACAUUUUGAUUUUAAGUUCAUUACUAUUCAACGUUAAAAACAUUAGCUUUUACUUUAAACUUAAAUUUUGUUUUUUUUUUGUAUUACUCACGGAAAGGGGACUACAAAUAUUUAUACUUGAAUUAAUUUUUUUUUAUUAGAAAAAUAAAGAAAUACAUUUUUAUUUUAUUAUUUUCGGAAAAUUUUAAUGUACCACACAUUUAUAUCCCAGAUGAAUAGUUUCUAUGUAACAGCCUUUUUAAAAUUUUACUAAUCCGUGUGAAAACCGAUGUUAUAUCAUGUAGAUAUUCAAGGGGUAAAUCCUCGUGGGACAGCCUGUAUAAUAUAAUAUGUUGUACCUAUUCGGUAUUCUAUUUAUCUAUAAUACCUACAAGAUGUAUACAAUUAUUUUGUAAUUCUUAACAAAAUCAAUAAUCGUGAGAAUUUUUUAUACAUUCUAAGUGGUGAAAUCGUUUUCGGUGUUGGCAAUUAAUAAAUAGGUAUGCUUAAUAUUGUUAUGUACCUAUCACUAUUAUAUAUUAACUUUAUUAUAACUGUAGAUUCUGAGUGAACCAAGAAGUUAAUACCUAGUUUUAUCGCUUUUUUGGCUUUGUUGGCUCCGAUUUUUGUUCACGCAGUACCUUAAAAGUUGUAAGAUUAAAGGAUUGUUAAUUUACAUGAAACACUUUUUGAAAUUUUAAAAAAUAGGUACCUACACAAAUAAUCACAAAGCUUAUGUUGUUUUAUCGUUUUAGAAUUAAAUUUAUAUUGUUUAAAAAAAUAUUACCCGGAACUGUAACGAAGUGUUUUUGGUGUAAUAUUAAUAACAAUAAACUUUUAAUUAAACAAUAAAGUAUCAAUUGGCAAUAAUUCAUAUUUUUAGCCUGGGAGUACCACCACUCAAUUGGUCAUGAGGGCAUUGCCUCAUGAAAUCCCAUAUCGCGCCGCCAUUGCGUAUAGUUGUAAAUAUAAUACAGAUGUCAUAAUAAUCGAUACAAAUUAGUACAUUCAAUAAUAUAGUGGUUUUGCCGGAACCUACAAUCUGAGGUCACUAUACCCGGUGUCACUAUAAACGGUAUCAACUCAAUAAUUGUAUUUUCUAUUAAAUGAUUAAAAAAAAAAAGUUGUUACACAGUAACAACUUAUAAGUGGGAAUGUUGGAUAGUAGUAUACAAUAUAAAGUUAUUUAUUUUAUUACUGUAAGGAACGAUAAAUCACUGAUAACGAAAAAGAUUCGGAGCUGAAGUUUGGUUAUACAUAUUUUGAAAGGCAGUAAAUUUAAGAUUUUUUCAAAAUUUGAUAUUAAAAAAAUUGUUUAAACUUUUUUUUGACCUCAAAGUACAAAUGUUAAUGAACUUACUGUUAUAUUUUAAAGCAUUUUUUCUUGGUCAAAUAUGUAUCCACAGAGUACCUAUCAAAUACAAAUUACGUGAAAUCAUACAACAUAGUAAAACCAAUAGAUCCCUCGCUACGAAUAAGUUCCAAAAAUCGUUAAAACCUAAAUACAGGUUCGAUGUAUAUGGGAUGGUAAAACGCAUGUAGUCCCAACUACUUUAGAAAGCUAAUUCUGAUCGCACAUUUUCUUAAAGGUUUUCAAAAUGUGGUAUAUUGGUAUUGUAAAAUUAUUUUAAAAAUGAAAAAAUUGCCAUUGAAAUGCAUAUAAACAGAACAUUUGGAAAGUAAAUAAAUAAUUUAUAAUUAUAUGUAUAAUGUAUGUGGCUGUAAGGGUGGUCCCACUUAUGAAAACAAUUGAUUCCAGUGAAAGUAUGAUGUUUUAAAUUGGUUUUGAAAGAUUGAAAAGUUGUAAAUUUUUUACAAACAAUGGUACUGGUUUGGAACCGAUAGGACAAGGUGGGAGGGCUAACUUCAUUGACGUGGACCAACCUUGAUUUUUCGCGCGAAUUGCAUUUUGUUACCAUCUGCUUUAACUUUUAAAUAAAUGCUAUUAAUCCAUUAUAGUUAUACAAUACUAUUAACAAUAUCAAUUAUAAAAUAUAUUAUAGUUACACUGGAAUUGGCUGUCGACAAAUACCUCGAUACGUUUACAAUGGAUGGUAACAAUUUAAACAACCACAAAGAGAACGGUAACAAGGUAUCUGCAGUGUCCUAUGUUAGGAUUUCUACGUCGUUUUAUACACUAUUUCAGGUAGGUUUAAAUAAUAUUGUAUUGAUCAAACAUGUUGUUCAUAAUUAAUGUGAGUACUUAACUAUCUAUUUAUUUUAAUUACAGAUAACCGGAAUACUGAUCGUGUUGUCCGUCUUUUUUUGGCUACACAAUUUUCGGAAUGGUUUUGGUUUUUCUGAAAUAGGAAAAGUAUGCAAUUGGCAUCCGUUGUUAAUGACGAUCGCUUUUAUUUAUCUAUUUGCUAACUGUAAGGCUUGUUAAAGUUAUUAGACUAUUAAAGAAAUUAUUAUAUUUAAGGCUGAUGGACUAAAUUUUCCGAGGGGAGGGGAGUAAUUUGAGGUUAGGUUAUAGAGUACUAUAGAGGCAAUAUUCCAUUUCUGAGACAUUUCUUCAAAACAAGAUGAUGAUUACACAGUGUUGUCAAUUUAAAAAAUAAUAAUAUUCUAAUUUUUUUAGUACACAAUUUAUUAUAUCUUUAAUUUGUAUUAUUAUAAUAUUUUAAUUAGUAGUGUAAGAUAUCCCUGAACAAAAACCACACAACUUUAAUAUUUAUAUUAUUACUUGAUAUUCAAAACAAGAUUUAUGGUAGAAAAACAAAACCGAAAAAUAUCAAAAACAAUUGAACUUUUAUAGUUGUAAAUUUAUCCGUUUUUCUCUUUACGCUUUUUCACAAGGGUAAUAAAAAAUUACAAGGAAAAUAAAUAAAGGCCACCUCAAUGCACAAACUAAUUCCAAAAUACUAUAAAAAACCGUUUAUUGUCAUGUUUUGAUUGGAGUAAGAUUUCUAACAGAAAAAGUGUUAAAGGUACAAGAAAAAAAAAACACAUAUAAUAGUGAAACCACUAUACAUUCCUCUCUCUACUCAGAAACUAAAAAAUAAAUAAAUAUACAUUUGCCUAAUUUAUAAUAUUGAUCUUUUUUGUUGCUUUUUUUUUUUUUUUUUUUAGCGAUUCUUCAUUUUCGAUAUUUUCACAACGAUGAUAAACUACUACUGAAAAUACAACAUGCAAUCAUACAUUGCAUUAUAAUCAUUGUCGCGGCAUUUGGAAUUUGGGCGGGUUUAAGUUCGAAUAAAAUUGCUAAACCGCCUGUACCAAAAUUUUACAGUCUUCACAGUUGGCUGGGAAUCAUAACUAUAAUUUUAUUUGUUUCACAAGUAGGUUAUCUAAUAAUUCUUUUUUUCGUUUACUUAUUAAAUUUUAAUUUUUGAUUCUUAACAAAUUUAACUCAUCAUAUGCAAUGUGCAUAUUAUUUAUAUUUUAUAGUUUUCAAGUGGAUUUGUGUCUUUCCUGUACCCCGAAAUAAACGUUCAGUACAAAAAAGCUCUAAUGCCGUAUCAUAAAUCGUUUGGUAUAUUGACUUUUGUACUAUCAGUUGUAACCACUGUGCUGGGAUUUAGUGAAAAAAUCAUUUCCGCCUUGUACGCAAGCAAAAUUUAAAUAUAGUUUAUUAUCUUUAAAUCAUUUUUUUUCAAGGUAUUUUCAAUUUUAUUUUUAUUUUCUCAAACAUAUUAUAGGAACUGCCAACAUAACUGUAUGCCGACGGAAGGACUGUUGUUAAACUUUUUAGGGAUAAUAGUACUCUUUUAUAGUAUACUAGUCUUGUAUUUAUUGAUAAAACCGGAUCACAAAAAAUCCUAGACUUUAGAAUACGAAGUAAUAUUUUCAAGGAUAUGACUAACUAUUUUUCAUAAGAUUUAUUUAGUUAUAUGAAUUUUUUUGAUGUACCAUAAAUCAUUAUUGUUACUUUAUUGUUUUAGUUUAGCUUGAUAAUCAUAUCAAUUUACUAUUAUUAAUUAAUAAUUAGGUGUGUAUAUCCGUGGCUAGGGUCAAUGUGAAAAAAAAAAGUUUAAGAAAAUAUAUUAAGUCGGAAAAAAAAAUAUUUCCGAAAAUUCCAAAAACCCAUUGAUAUAUUUGUCGAUUAUAUAGUAUUUAUAUUCUAUUUAUUUAUUUACUGUAAUCUAUCUUAUGUUAUUGAAUAUUAUUAAUGUUUUAUAAUUUAUGCAACAAACUUUGUUUAAAAAUAAAAUCAUAAUCAAAAAUACA
Cinara cedri is the source of this 4503-nucleotide messenger RNA. NCBI's taxonomy places the organism in Eukaryota, Metazoa, Arthropoda, Insecta, Hemiptera, Aphididae. The record is from the annotation of a GenBank genome assembly.